GUCACUGCAGGUGUGGCAGAGUGCCAUGGCAGCCUCAGCCCUGAGCAGCCCCUGUGUGUCUGUCUGUUUCCAGUAGAGGCCGCCCUGCCAGGCUCCUCAGCACCUGAGAGGCAGGAAGUGGCAGGGGAAGCGACUCAGGGGCUUUCCAGGAAUCAGGGAGUGAUGGGAAGCCCAAGUGAGAGGUGCCUGGCUGGGGACAGGGCAGGAUGGGGCUCUGUGUCCCCACCACGACAACCCACGAGAUGCGCUGGCAGCUGGGUGAGCAGCUGCGCUGCCUGGAGCUGCAGGGCGAGCUGCGGCGGGAGCUGCUGCAGGAGCUGGCUGAGUUCAUGCGGCGCCGCGCUGAGGUGGAGCUGGAGUAUUCCCGUGGCCUGGACAAGCUGGCCGAGCGCUUCUUGGGCCGUGGCGGCCGUCUGGGGGGCGGCAGCCGGGAGCACCAGAGCUUCCGGAAGGAACCAUCCCUCCUGUCACCCUUGCAUUGCUGGGCCGUUUUGCUGCAGCAGACACGACAGCAGAGCCGGGAGAGUGCAGCCCUUGGCGAGGUGCUGGCAGGGCCCUUGGCCCAGCGCCUGAGUCACGUCGCAGAAGAUGUAGGGCGCAUCGUCAAGAAGAGUAAGGAUCUGGAGCAGCAGCUGCAGGAGGAGCUCCUGGAGGUGGUGUCAGAGCUUCAGAUGGCCAAGAAGACAUACCAGGUGUACCACAUGGAGAGCGUGAAUGCCGAAGCCAAGCUCCGAGAAGCUGAGCGGCAGGAGGAGAAGCGGGCAGGCCGGAGUGCUGCCACCGCCACCACUGCCACCACGGAGGCAGGGCCCCUCCGCAAGAGCUCCCUCAAGAAGGGAGGGCGGCUAGUGGAGAAGCGUCAGGCCAAGUUCUUGGAGCACAAACUCAAGUGCACAAAGGCACGCAAUGAGUACCUGCUUAGCCUGGCCAGUGUCAAUGCUGCUGUCAGCAACUACUACUUGCAUGAUGUCAUGGACCUCAUGGACUGCUGUGACACAGGGUUCCACUUGGCCUUGGGGCAUGUGCUCCGGAGCUACACAGCUGCUGAGAGCCGCACCCAAGCCUCCCAGAUGCAGGGCCUGGGCAGCCUGGAAGAGGCGGUAGAGGCCCUAGAUCCUCCGGGGGACAAGGCCAAGGUGCUAGAGGUGCAUGCAGUCGCCUUCUGUCCCCCACUUCGUUUUGACUACCAGCCCCAUGAAGGUGAUGAGGUGGCUGCAAUCCAGGUUGAGAUGGAGCUACGGGAGGAGAUUCUGCCCAGAGCCCAGAAUAUCCAGAGCCGCCUAGACCGACAGACCAUCGAGACAGAGGAGGUGAGCAAGACACUGAAGGCCACACUGCAGGCCCUGCUAGAGGGGGUGACUUUGGAAGAUGGGGACGCACUCGACUCCUUCCAGGUCAGUCCCUCCACCGAGUCCCUCAAGUCCACCAGCUCUGACCCAGGUGUUCGGCAGGCCAGCCGGAGGCGGGGCCAGCAACAGGAGACGGAGACCUUCUACAUCACGAAGCUCCAGGAGUACCUGAGUGGACGAAGCGUCCUUGCCAAGCUGCAGGCCAAGCAUGAGAAACUACGAGAGGCCAUUCAGCGAGGUGACAAGGAGGAGCAGGAGGGGUCUUGCAGGACCCAGUACACACAGAGAAAAUUCCAGAAGAGCCGCUACCCACGCCCCAGCUCGCAGUAUAACCAGAAACUCUUCGGGGGAGACAUGGAGAAGUUUAUCCAGAGCUCAGGCCAGCCUGUGCCCCUAGUCGUGGAGAGUUGUGUCCGCUUUAUUAACCUCAACGGCCUGCAGCACGAGGGCAUCUUCCGGGUGUCUGGUGCCCAGCCCCGGGUCUCGGAGAUCCGUGAUGCUUUUGAAAGAGGGGAAGACCCGCUGGUGGAAGGCUGCACGGCCCAUGACCUGGACUCAGUAGCAGGGGUGCUAAAGCUGUACUUCCGAAGCCUCGAGCCACCCCUUUUCACCCCGGACCUGUUCGCAGAGCUGCUGGCUUCUGCAGAGCUGGAGGCUGUGGCGGAGCGAGUGGAGCACGUGAGCUGCCUCCUGGCACGGCUGCCCGGAUCUGUGCUGGUGGUCCUGCGCUAUCUCUUCACGUUCCUCAACCACUUGGCCCAGUACAGUGAUGAGAACAUGAUGGACCCCUACAACCUGGCUGUGUGCUUCGGGCCAACGCUGCUGCCCGUGCCUGCGGGGCAGGACCCAGUGGCCUUGCAGGGCCGCGUGAACCAGCUGGUGCAGACACUUAUCAUGCAGCCUGCGCGGGUCUUCCCGCCCCUGUCCCUGCUGCCGGGCCCGGCCUACGAGAAGUGCAUGGCACCGCCCUCUGCCAGCUGCCUGGGGGAUGCCCAGCUGGAGGGCCUGCCAGGGGAGACAGAGCCGGAGAUGGAAGCUGGGACCCUAGCCCCGGAGGAUGACCCGGAGGGGGUUGUGGAGGCUGUGGCCUGCUUCGCCUACGUGGGCCGCACAGCCCAGGAGCUGACCUUCCAGCGCGGGGAUGUGCUUCGGCUGCAUGAGCGGGCCUCAGGCGACUGGUGGCGGGGCGAGCGUGCUGGUACCUGGGGACUCAUUCCUCACAAGUACAUUGCGCUGCCCACGGGGGCAGAGAAACAUGCAGCCGGCCAGGGGCUGCAGGCUGCAGGGGAGCUGGUCAGCAGUGCAGAGGCCAUCUUGGCUGUGGAGUUCAUCCAUCGGCCAGAGCCAGGCACCCCUGGAGGCCCCUCUGGGCCCAGAAGGCAUUGCGUUGUUCCAGCCUCCCCAGAGCGACACGUGGAGAUGGACAAGGCUGUGGCCCAGACCAUGGAUUCUGUGUUUAAGGAGCUCUUGGGAAGGACCGCUGUCCGCCAGGGCCUCGGGCCGGCAUCUGCGAACUCCACCAGCCCUGGGCUACGCAGCCCAAAGCCUCUGGCCUGCAGCAGCCUUGGCAAAAACAAGGGCUUCUCCCGUGGACCUGGGGUGCCGGCCUCACCCUUGGCGUCCCAUCCCCAGGGCCUGGACUUGCCCUUCAAGCCACACUGAGGUGACUGUGGUGAGACUGGGUCCCCUUCCCAGGCCCUUUGCUUCUCCCUGGCCCUGUCCAGCAAGUGCUGGGCACCUGCUCGUGACUGCAGAGAGGAGGACUUGGUUGCCCAAACAUGUUCCCAGUCCUGGCUUAGGCCCCCCUGGGAGGCAGCUGAAGGAGGAGGCAGGGGAGAAGCCCCUCCCUGGCUUUGUUGUGAGGACUUGUCAGUGGCUGUUGGGUGACAGGUGCCCUUGCUCAGAGAGAGCACCCAGGCCUGUCUCUGCCUCAGCAGGGCUUGCCAGGUAUUGACGGGCAUUCAUAAAGAUGUGUGCAUUGACCCCUG
Molecule: messenger RNA, 3337 nt
Organism: Manis pentadactyla (Chinese pangolin)
Lineage: Eukaryota; Metazoa; Chordata; Mammalia; Pholidota; Manidae
Gene: ARHGAP4
Product: Rho GTPase activating protein 4
Exons: 22
Coding region: 207-3011 (934 amino acids)
Biological process (GO): signal transduction; negative regulation of cell migration
Cellular component (GO): cytoplasm
Molecular function (GO): protein binding
Source: RefSeq, a predicted model, not a curated record